AUGUCUAAAAUCACACAGCAACUGAAUUUUUUGAACAAGAUUAGUGCCACCACUAAGUUACCCCAAAUCCUCAUAGAUUCGAAGAAGUAUUCGGGGCUUAGGUUGACCUUUCAGAUGAAAAACCACAACGGGCAUAUGGGUGCCAGAGUCUUUUGGCAUGACUACCUACCUACCUUGCAAUUCUACAAUCCAGAAAUCAAGUUCGAUGUGAUAAGAAUCAAGAACGAAGAUAAGCAGAAGAGUGUUCCGUGCAAACUGGAAAUCCUCUCUCAAGAGGGCACGGUUACAGAAACUAUUGACAUGCGCAAUAAGAUGCAUGACGACAUAAUGAAAGAUCUACUUGAAAAGAUAGAACACAACCCUCUUCCAGAGAACGAGGUUAUAAGGGCUGGAUCGCCAAUAGAAUAA
Messenger RNA from Saccharomyces eubayanus, 408 nucleotides. It is a transcript of the gene MRP49, whose product is annotated as mitochondrial 54S ribosomal protein mL61. The record is from RefSeq and is a predicted model, not a curated record. Lineage: Eukaryota; Fungi; Ascomycota; Saccharomycetes; Saccharomycetales; Saccharomycetaceae. Bases 1 to 408 code for a protein of 135 amino acids. Gene Ontology annotation, cellular component: mitochondrion. The transcript has a single exon. Gene Ontology annotation, molecular function: structural constituent of ribosome.